Molecule: messenger RNA, 3120 nt
Organism: Drechmeria coniospora
Lineage: Eukaryota; Fungi; Ascomycota; Sordariomycetes; Hypocreales; Ophiocordycipitaceae
Product: heavy metal tolerance protein
Exons: 7
Coding region: 1-3120 (1039 amino acids)
Biological process (GO): transmembrane transport
Cellular component (GO): membrane
Molecular function (GO): ATP hydrolysis activity; ABC-type transporter activity; ATP binding
Source: RefSeq, a predicted model, not a curated record
AUGGAUUCCUCUCCAGAGACGGGCUCGGCUGGAUUGCCAGCCCUGUACUACUUGUACCCGGCUGUCGUCUUUCUCUACUUCAACUGUUCGUCCCUCGCCUCCGUCUGUACCCUGAAGCGCUUCAAGGACGACGAUGUCACAAGGCCAGAGACCGCUAGCCGUUCAGCGGUCCUCGCCCUCCUCGCCCUCUGUGUCUUCUCUUGCGCCGCCCAGCUAACCACCUAUGCGCUGCAUGCCUUCGCUCAGAAGCAGUGGCCUCGCGAGGACCAUCUGAUUGUUGGCACCUUCUCUAGCCUGCUCAUAUUUGGCAUGCAAGCGAGCGUGCUCUCCGACCACGGCAGAACUGUCGGCCAUCCCUUUGUCGGUUCCUGGUUCUUGGCUUUGGCCUUUGAGACCGCCAUCGCCAUCCUCUCGGCGAGAGCGAUCCUCUCGAACCAUGCCUCUAGCAGGUACGACAUGACCGAGCUGAUGCUCGUAGGCUUGAGGGUAUUGACCCUUACGCUUCUCAUCGCCUCGCCACGCCUCGCACCCGGACCUAAAGCACCUGUCGAGGCAGGCGACGAGGAGCGCCAGUCGUUAUUGGCCCAGGCUGUGGACGGGGACCAGGCUCGGACGACCGGCAAAACUCAGUACGGCGCGGCGGCCGCUUCGGACCAAGCUUCGGUUUCUUCCGAAUUCGCAUGGGAACGCAUCGAAAGAGAAACCCUUGAAGCCAGGCAGAGGCGCCUGAAGCAAGGCGGCAACUGGUUCGAGUACGCAAAGGAAUUCAUGGUAAGAGCCCCCUCGCGCGUGCCCAGUGCACCGCGCCACAUUCGCCCGAGUUCCAAGUUGACCCCUUCCUUACAGCUCUUCUUUCCGUACAUCUGGCCUGUCGGCAACCGAUCCCUCCAGCUUCACGCAGCAGGCGUUGUUCUCUGUAUUUUUGCAUCUAAUGCGCUUCAUCUCCUCAUCCCUCGACAGACCGGCAUCAUCAUGGACAGCUUGAGCGGCACAAACUCAACCAGUCCGUGGAUCGCAGUCAUCGUAUUUGCCGCUUUGCGCCUGGCCGCGUCCGAGACGGGCAUCGAGCUCCUCCGCCAGAGGCUCUGGAUUCCAGUGAAGUACUAUUCCCGCGAUUCCAUCAGCCGGGCGGCAUAUUCUCACAUAAUGCACCUUUCUGCCGACUUUCACGACUCGAAAAGUUCAUCCGACAUGAUGUCGGCCAUCUUCGGCGGAACUGCCCUCUCCAGUGUUGUCGAAAAUAUCCUGCUUCAGGCGGCGCCCAUGCUCAUCGACAUGUGUGUAGCCAUUGUGUAUCUGUCAGUCACGUUUGGCCCGUACGAAGGUCUCAUAACCGUCGUUACCGGAGCAACCUUCUUUCUCAUGGCCAGUCGUUUUGUGGCCAUCUCGAAAGCUGGCUGCCGCAAGCGAAUCCACGCUUUGUACCAGGAGAGUAACGUUAGACACGCCGGAUUGCUCGGCUGGCAAACUGUCAGCGCCUUCAAUCAGAUUGGCUACGAGGACAAUCGGCACGCGAACUCGGUGACAAAUCGCUGGCUGCACGAGAAGCAGUACGCCAUCAGCCGGCAUAUGUCUGUCGCCUUCCAAACCAUGGUUCUCACUUGCGGCUUGCUCGUGAGCGCUUUCUUGGCAGUGUCCAGAAUCCAAACGGGCAAGGCAACGUCUGGACAGUUUGCCAUGCUGCUCAUGUACUGGGCCCAGCUCACCUCGCCACUUCAAUUCUUUGCCCGGCUGGCUGAAGAUGUGAGUGACGAGUUCAUUGACGCAGAGACAUUGCUCCAUGUUAUGCAGACGAAGCCAACGGUUGAAAACAAAAAAGGGGCACGUCCGCUGAAGUUCGUUGCCGGAAACGUCGAUUUCCAGCGAGUUUCCUUCAGCUACAAUGGCCAAAAGGAAACCAUCAAGAACAUCAGCUUGAACGUCGCCCCAGGUGAGAAGGUGGCUUUUGUGGGCUCCACAGGAGCCGGCAAGUCGACGAUGCUCAGGCUUCUCGGCCGCUUCUACGACCUCGCGCUGACACCGCCCCGUAGCCUCCGAGAUCGUAUCGGCAUUGUCCCCCAGAAUCCCAUCUUGUUCGAUGACACCAUCAUGAACAACGUCCGGUAUGGCCGAAUAACGGCCAGUGACGAAGAAGUGUUUGAAGCUUGCAAGGCAGCCUGUAUUCAUGACAAGAUCAAAGACUUCACGAAUGGAUACGAUGCACGAGUUGGAGAGCGGGGCGUAAAACUUUCCGGCGGCGAACUCCAGCGAGUCGCCAUCGCCAGGGCUAUUUUGAAGAAGCCGGACAUUGUUCUCCUCGACGAGGCGACGAGCGCGGUGGACACUGAUACUGAGCAGAAUAUCCAGAAAUCUUUCGGGAGUCUCUGUCGAGGACGCACGACGUUCAUCGUGGCGCACCGGCUGUCGACGAUCAUGAAUGCCGACCGAAUUGUAGUUGUGGAACACGGCGAGCUGAUCGAGCAGGGUAGCCAUCAGGAACUUGUUGCCGCUGGUGGCCGCUACGCAGACUUGUGGUCGAAGCAAGUUUUCCUGCAACCCCACGGAAAGGCAAAUGAUGUUGCUAAAUUCAUCGACGACCGACCGGACCCGGCGGCGGAUGCUUCUGCCUCAGCGCCGACCACUGUUGGGCAGGGCAAGGGUGAGGCAGGUGGUGGUGAUGGUGGUGAGAUGGUUCGUACCGAGAUGGGGCAGGCUCGCGAAGAGUGCAAAGCGCCCCAGCAGCGGGCGAGGGAGGGGUACAAGUUGAAUCCGGUUGCGCCCGAAUUUACGCCUCGGGAACUAUCCAAGUCUGCUUCUGAAGGCCACAAUUCGCUGCCGGGUGCCGUCGGCACCUCUGACAACGUUGGUGACGUCGCCGUCGCCGCCAGCCUGCCUGCCAGCCAGCAAUGGUCAGACGACGUCACAGGUGUUGAACCAGGAGAGGGCCCAGAUUCCAAGCGGAAUAUCGCGUCACCCGGAAACGAGGGAACUCGAGUGAAGAUGAUGACGCCGGUCGGAGAAGCAGCAGAGCACGGGCAGGUCGACUUGUCAGACAACGACGGCAUUGGUCCUCUGACGAAGAAGACGCAUGCGACGAACAAGUCUGCAGGGGACUGUGGCGACGCAUCUUCCGAUGCCUAG